AUGCAAGACGCUGGGAAAAACCAACCACAUUUCCGCAAAGCGAAAGAAUAUGGCGCACCAACUACUUGGGAAUUUGGAGAAGAGAUACUCUUGCACACCCCUCCUCUGAUGCUGGCCCAGAGACUGGCUAAUGCCCACAGGGACGGAGACUCAAGUUUUUUUGCACAGCUUCUGGCGGCUAGAGACGGUGGAGGGGGAGAGGCAACCUCUGAAAAACUCAACCAGCUUGAAGGGUCAGUAGACAGCCUACGGACUUAUGUUGAAACAUUGGACGGUCAAAUAAUUAAUAUAAAAGAAGAUUGUUUAAAUGUGAAGGAAGAAGUGCAAGGUGUUAGGGACGAAGUAGAGGGUAUAUCUCAGAACAUGAAAAGAGAAGCACAGGAACGUGACAUUUUGAGUCUAAAACAAGGUAUCCAGGAAUUGAGAAAGGAUGUGGUUGAAAUAAAGGGUUUACUGGAUGAGUGGAAGGCAUGUGGAGAUGAAAGCUUCUUCAAUGAGACAUCUUCUCAGCAAGAAAUGUUGGCCAGUGGUGGUGUUACUUGGCUUGCCUCUGGAGGUGGUCCAGUACCUGAUCUACUGACCAGCAAGACAAUAACUGCGUUGCCAGAUGAAGCGAGCUGGGAUGUCUCUUCUCAACAAGAAUUGCCUCCCUGCAUUCCCAGGUCAGCUGAAAGACAAUUAGAUCCCAGAGAGGAUAAAUAUAUGCCCGAGACAACAGAUCAACAGCUUCGUCCAGAAGGGUCCUAUGACAGAGAGGUCUAA
This is a messenger RNA of Lingula anatina, 762 nucleotides long. RefSeq lists its product as uncharacterized. Gene Ontology annotation, molecular function: ubiquitin-protein transferase activity; metal ion binding. Gene Ontology annotation, cellular component: cytoplasm. The record is from RefSeq and is a predicted model, not a curated record. Gene Ontology annotation, biological process: regulation of apoptotic process; protein ubiquitination. NCBI's taxonomy places the organism in Eukaryota, Metazoa, Brachiopoda, Lingulata, Lingulida, Lingulidae.